Molecule: messenger RNA, 3810 nt
Organism: Trichomycterus rosablanca
Lineage: Eukaryota; Metazoa; Chordata; Actinopteri; Siluriformes; Trichomycteridae
Gene: appl1
Product: adaptor protein, phosphotyrosine interaction, PH domain and leucine zipper containing 1
Exons: 22
Coding region: 71-2197 (708 amino acids)
Biological process (GO): signaling
Cellular component (GO): endosome membrane; cytoplasm
Molecular function (GO): protein binding
Source: RefSeq, a predicted model, not a curated record
CCAGGAAACAUUUUAUUAGAAUAAUUUUUGGUUUUCGUUGUUACGUAUACAGUCAUUUAUAAAAACAACUAUGCCUGGAAUUGAUAAAUUACCGAUAGAAGAAACACUAGAGGACAGUCCGCAGACCCGCUCCCUUCUUAGUGUGUUUGAAGAGGACACGGUUGCAAUUUCUAGCUACUACCAUCAGCUUUUCAAGGCUAUGCAGAGAAUCUAUGAUGCACAGAAUGAACUAAGUGCUUCUACACAUCUGACUUCUAAGCUGCUAAAGGAGUAUGAGAAACAACGUUUCCCUCUUGGUGGUGACGAUGAGGUCAUGAGCUCGACUUUGCAGCAGUUCGCUAAAGUCAUUGACGAACUCAGCUCCUGUCAUGCAGUCCUGUCCACUCAGUUAGCAGACGCCAUGAUGUUCCCCAUUACUCAAUUCAAAGAGAGAGAUUUAAAAGAAAUUCUCACACUGAAAGAAGUGUUCCAGAUAUCCAGUGAUGAUCUUGACAUGGCCGUCAACAGAUACAGCCGCCUGUCAAAAAAGAAAGAAAAUGAAAAGGUAAAGAGUGAGGUAAUGGAGGACGUUUACACCUCCAGGAAGAAGCAGCAUCAGACCAUGAUGCACUACUUCACUGCGCUUAAUACACUACAGUACAAGAAGAAGAUUGCCCUCUUGGAGCCUCUGCUGGGAUACAUGCAAGCCCAGAUUAGUUUUUUCAAGCUUGGAUCAGAGAAUCUUUCACAGCAGUGGGAGGAUUUUCUUACAAACAUCGGGACAAGUGUACAGAAUGUACGUAGGGAGAUGGACAGUGAGGUGGACACAAUGCAGCAGACGAUCCAGGAUCUAGAGGAGGCCAGUGAUCUGCUGUACAUGCCCGACCCAGACCCAAACAAAAUCCCUGUUAACCGGAACCUGACCCGUAAAGCCGGCUACCUCAACAUGCGCAAUAAAACAGGGCUGGUGUCGUCCAGCUGGGAGCGGCAGUAUUUUUUCACGCAGGGAGGAAACCUGAUGAGCCAGUCUCGAGGAGAUGUGGCAGGAGGGCUGGUCAUGGACAUAGAUAACUGUUCUGUAAUGGCAGUCGAUUGUGAGGACCGGCGCUUCUGCUUUCAGAUCUCCGCCUUUGAUGGCAAGAAGGUUGCUAUUUUGCAAGCAGAUAGCAGGAAGGAUUGUGAAGAGUGGAUAGCAACAAUAAAUAACAUCUCAAAGAGGAUAUACCUGAGUGAGAAGCCUGAGGAAACUGCUGCAAGGGUUAACCAGUCCGCUUUGGAAGCCGUGACGCCGUCACCAUCGUUUCAGCAGCGGCACGAGAGUUUCAGACCCAGCACGCAGAACCGACCCCGAGCUUCUCGGACCAGCAGUCAGAGCUCUGCAGGCUUCGAGUCACCCGCUCUUUCAUCGCUGUCUUUGGACUCUCUGGUGGCUCCAGAUACCCCCAUCCAGUUUGAUAUUAUCUCACCGGUCAGUGAAGAGUGUACACCCCAGGCUAAAGGUGCCAGCCAGGGCAGAAGGAUGAACCCAUUUGGAGAGUCUGGAGAGAUGCAGUCUAGAGACGGUGAAGACUCCAUCCUGCACCAGCUCUUUAUUGUGCGCUUCCUGGGUUCCAUGGAAGUGAAGGUCACCGAAAACCCAGACGUCAUCUACGAGACAAUGAGGCAGAUCCUUGCUGCACGAGCCAUACAUAACAUAUUCAGAAUGACAGAGUCUCAUCUGCUUGUUACAUGUGAUUGUCUGAAACUUAUCGAUCCUCAAACACAAGUCACAAGAUUAAAGUUUCCUCUCUCCAGUGUGGUACUUUGUGCAUCACAUCAGGAAAACAAGCGCCUGUUCGGCUUUGUGCUGCACACAGCUGGAGGACAAACAGACGGACGUCCAGUCACUGUCUGCUACAUCUUCGAAUCUAAUAAUGAUGGAGAAAAGAUCUGUGAUAGUGUGGGACUAGCAAAACAGAUAGCACUUCAUUCAGAAAUGGAUCGCAAAGCCACUCAGACACAAAAAGAGCUGAAAAAGGCUAAGGACAAACAACAAGAAGAGCUGAGCAAACAGAAACAGAUUGAAAAGGACCUGGAGGAACAAAGUAGGCUGAUAGCUGCCUCUAGUCGACCAAACGUUCCUGCUACUGAUGGACAGUUCCUAGUCCUUAACAAGAGCCAAUCAGAGGAGAGCGAUGCUGGUGAGGAGGGACUGAAAAGCGGCGAAUCAGAGGCUUAAAAUGUGGGAAAAAAGUUGAUCUGUACUCUGGUUUAGCUUUAUAUUGAAAAGCCUUUACAGCCUUUUAUUCAAAUCAUUACUGAUUUGUUAAAGAAAAUGACAUUUGCAGAGUGACUGCAACAUAAAUAAGACAGAACGUACAGGAAUCAGUGUCAUUUUAUGGGUGAAUAGAUUAAGAGAAGCAGUGUUUAAAUUUUUAUUUGAAUUAAUAUUGUAUUUUGUAUUGUUUUCAUUAUUGAAUUGUAUCUAAAAUAAGCUGUGUGUGUAAAAAAAAGUACUAAAACUAUGAGAUGUGCAAGGUGGCACAUGAAUAACGUUUAAAAAGGACUUGUUUCUUGCUCUAACAUGUCUGCUUGUGCUUUGGGUCGUGUCAUAUACACCUGAAUUGAUUUGGAUAACACUAUUAAUGAAAUACAUUACAGGCGGUUACCAUAAAGAGGGAGGUUUUUUUAUUUAAUUUUUAAGUUAAUUUGAUCGACCAAAAUGUUUCAAAAAUCAUAAAUGGUUAAUAAGGUUUAUAACUGUAAAUGUCCAGGUAAAUUUAGAACUGUUUUGGUAACCGUCUAGGCAAUUUUGUUUCUUGUCAAGUCUAAGCUUAUCAUUGUAAUUAUACAGUUGCAAAUACGUUUGCAAUCCAUUCCCUUUGAAAUUGUCUGGAUUAAUGCAUUACUUACAACAAUUGUAUAGGAUUUUAUAAUACUUUGUAUGUCCAUUUUAAAUUUGAUAGAAAUCGUAUCAUGUCUUAUGAGUUGUGUACCAGUUCAGAUCAUUUCUACGAGUUCAAAACUUUCUUACAUCUGAAUUGUACUGAAAUUUAAACUAACUGUUUGCACAUGGCUGCUCUUGAAGGGUUUUGGUGGCCAUGUGGUCACAUAUUUCUGGCUUAAGGACUCUUUUUUUUUCCUUUUGGUAUAUAACAUGAACACAUUUAUUGAUGGGUAGCAUGAUGAUACAGGCAGGUUUUGGUUCUGCCCAGCACCAGGGUCUUGAGAAUCUUUGUUGUAAUCUUGCCUUUGGCUUCCUCCUAUUAACCAAAAACAUACACAAGUUGAAGUGGCUGCUGUUACUUACCCUGUACAUGUGAGUAAAUUAACACGAGUGAGGGUGUGAUCUACUGCAAUAGCUUGGCGCCCUCUCCAUGGUGUAUUACUGACUUGUGCCCAGUGUUUCCUAACCAGAAUCAAGUGAUGUCAAAAGAUAAAUGAUGAAUGAAUCAUCUUACUUGGUUUGCACAAAAGUCUAAAUUUGCUAAAUUCUUUCUGUUACACUUUUGUUACAUUUUUGUAAGAUUGUAAAAGCCGGUUCAAAUGAAAAGCUAUAAUAAGCUGUUUUCACUAGUCCCAUAUAUGACAAUUUUGUAUCUGUAUGUUGGUAUAUUACUAUAAUAGGUAUUUUAAAUUGUCUAUGUUAAUACCUGCAAAUCGUUUGUUGGGUGUUAUGAGAAUGUAUUAGCUGCCACAACCCUUUUUUGCACUUGUGCAAUUUUUCUGUGUGUUAUCCACAAAGUAACUUAAAUAAACGUCCAGUUUUUACAUUUGGUUUGUUUGAGCACUUGCCUUAACUAAUGAGUCAAUGACUAAUCCUCUGUCAUUAACAUACUUGUAAUUGUUGUA